Molecule: messenger RNA, 1122 nt
Organism: Cotesia congregata
Lineage: Eukaryota; Metazoa; Arthropoda; Insecta; Hymenoptera; Braconidae
Source: the annotation of a GenBank genome assembly
AUGGAAAUAUUUGACUCAUUCUUCCUCCUAUUAAGCCUAGCAGGACUUUGGAAGCCGCGAGGCUGGCGAGGAAUCAAAGCUUUCUGUUAUUACAUCUACCAACUAAGCGUAGUAUUAUCCGAGCACCUCUUCAUAAUCUCAGGUGCCCUGGACCUCCAGUUUAAGAAUAUCGAGCUAGAAGCUCUGGUCGACAAUUUGGCGCUGCUGCUGGUGAUAAUCCUCUGCCGCCAGAAGAUGGCCUGCGUGAUAUCCAACCGCGAGGCUGUCAAGUCAAUACUUGAGUCUUUGGGAAAGCCGCCAUUUAAACCCAGGGAUCAUCAGGAGGAACUCAUUAUCCAGAAGUUCAACAGAUUCGUCAAAAAAAUUUUCAUCUGCUACCCGGCGACCUUCAUUGGAGCGCUGUUACUCUAUUCAGGCUCCCGGUCAAACAUUGUUGAUCCUCCUUACAUCCUGCCGUACAAAGGAUGGUUCCCUUACAAUUACACCAGCCCGACAAUCUACUGGAUGACAGCCUUGUUCCAGUUGUACGCAGUCUACAUCGCUACUGCCAUUGACCUGGUCUUUGAUCUUCUUCUAGCUGGGAUUAUAUGCUACCUUCGCUCCCAAGUCGGGAUCCUCCGGCACAGAUUUGAGGUUAUGGUCCAGAAAUUGGAAGUUAGCGCUGAUAGGGAAAGGAGUCUUGUUGCUGAAUGGGUUCAAUUUCAUGUUCAUAUUGUCAACUUGGUUAAAUAUCUUAAUAAAAUAUUCUCCAGUGUUAUAUUUGUACAAUAUACAUCAAGUUCUCUGAUACUUUGUACGCUUGCUUACUUAAUGGCUCAUACAGAGGUUACGACUAUCAAUUUUUUAGGUUACUUUGGAUUUUUAGCGGGAAUGUAUUUGCAAAUAUUUCUUCAGUGUUACUGCGCACAUAUAUUGACUUCUGAAUUUUUGAGUGUAUCAAGAGGAAUAUGCACCACAAAUUGGUUCAACUUGAGUAAUGAUAUAAAAAAGUCAAUUGUUAUAAUAAUGUGCAAGUGUGACAAGCCUGUUUUGAUAGCCAGCGGUUUCUUCUUUGUUCUAUCCCUGGACUCCUUCACUAAGGUUUCAAAGCUUGCUUACUCUAUUUAUAAUGUACUAGAGUGA